Molecule: messenger RNA, 1845 nt
Organism: Scophthalmus maximus (turbot)
Lineage: Eukaryota; Metazoa; Chordata; Actinopteri; Pleuronectiformes; Scophthalmidae
Gene: lipt2
Product: lipoyl(octanoyl) transferase 2
Exons: 3
Coding region: 611-1306 (231 amino acids)
Biological process (GO): protein lipoylation
Cellular component (GO): mitochondrion
Molecular function (GO): lipoyl(octanoyl) transferase activity
Source: RefSeq, a predicted model, not a curated record
UGGAAGAAGAAGAAGAGCAACAACAAUGGCGGCGCGUGUUUCCUGAGUGAACUGUGAAGACGACCGUGAGAGGCAACCUGUUUGAACCGGUUCAGUCUGAUCCGGUCCCGUUUGAACCGGUUAGAAUUUAGAGCGGAAGUGAUUUUUAUGUUAAAUCAGGGUCAUCGAGUUUAACGUCUCUGCUCUUGUCAACAAACUUUAAAUACAUGUAAACAUCAUCUACACAUGGAACUGAGUUAAUCUCAUGAAUUCAAUGUUAAUCUGUAAUCAUUGUUUUAUGAAUUGAUCAUGUUGAUGGGACUUUAAAUACAUGGUUCUUAAAACUGAUUCAUAAUUAAUAUGUAUUUGUUUAUGGAUAACCUGAAUGAUUUAAACUGUUGAAGUGGAGUAAAUGUGUAUGUUCAGUGAAUGUUUUUUUUAAACUGAUCAAAAAUUCAGAUUUAAUAUGUUAUAAUUAGAUUUUAUCGAUGACGUUGACCUCAGAUCUGUGAUGAACCUCUGUGUCUGUAAUGGGACCAUUUACACACCUGAUGUAACUCAGAGUGUGUGUUAGUGUCGGAGUCUGGUUCCCUGGUUCCUGCUCUGGUUCCUGCUCCGUUUCCAGUCCUGGAUGCAGGGCGUCAGGCCGGUGGUGGAGGUGGUCCGCCUGGGCCUGGUCACCUACCAGGAGGCUUUGCGGCUGCAGCAGUUCUUUGUGAACCGGCACCGGUCCGGUCCAGCUCACACUCUUCUGCUGUGUCAGCACCCAGCGGUCUACACCACCGGGAUCCGCCACAAACCCUACCCUGCCCAACUGCUGGACCGACUCCGCCUGCUGGGGGCCGAUGUGCACCGCACCAACCGAGGAGGUCUCAUCACCUUCCACGGGCCGGGACAGCUGGUCUGCUACCCGGUCCUGAACCUGGCCAGCUUCAAGAAGAGCGUUCGCUGGUACGUCUGCCAGCUGGAGAGAACCGUGGUCUCGGUCUGCAGCAGUUUUGGUCUUGAAGCAGCGACGUCUCCUCACACUGGAGUUUGGGUCGGAAACAACAAGAUCUGUGCCGUUGGAAUCCACUGUGGUCGAUACGUCACGUCUCAUGGUUUGGCUCUGAACUGCAACACCGACAUGUCGUGGUUCAACCACAUCGUGCCGUGCGGCAUCGAAGGUAAAGGAGUGACGUCGCUGAGCGCUGAGCUGCAGAGAAACGUCAGCGUGGAGGAAACCAUCCCCCGGCUGCUGGACGCCUUCAGAGACCAGUUCGCCUGCGAGUUGAUGGACGGACAAACACCUGAACCUGAAGAGGACGGCGGAGGAUCGUCAGCGUAGAAACGGACCUGAAGCGACUCUAAAGCAGCCCUGAAUUUGUGCUUUGAAAUGGCCUAAAUGUUCCAUUUCAGCGUUCAUACCUUGGGACAUCUUCCAGUUUUGAAAAACCAGCAGGAGCAUAUUACCCCUGGUGGAUCUGCUCUGAAUAAACAUGAUACAGUUUGUAUUUUACACUACAUGAAUGACAGGCAGAAGAACAAGCUGCAAAGAAAACCAUGUGACAUGUCCUCAUCGUGUAAAGUAGCCGUGUUCCACCAUCAGUGACGUGAUCAUCACAUUCAGUGUCGGUAGUGGAAACAUGGGGCUCCUCAGGGUUCUAUUUUUGGUCCUCUACUUUUUCCAUUUACAUGUUCAUAUUUUCUGUGAAAAAUCUUCUUUUUUGUCCAUAAACCAUCAGACCUGUUGGUUGGACCUGCUGAUCUGACUGUCGUAUUCGUACCGUGUCCAUCGUCAUACACCAUCAGGUGCUUUGAAAGUGUUUAUCUAAGAAUAUCCACCAUGUUGGCUCAAUGUAGACUAAAAUAAAAGUUUCAAAACUA